Messenger RNA from Pocillopora verrucosa, 538 nucleotides. The record is from RefSeq and is a predicted model, not a curated record. NCBI's taxonomy places the organism in Eukaryota, Metazoa, Cnidaria, Anthozoa, Scleractinia, Pocilloporidae.
UAUAUGAAGUUAGUUGAGUGUAGUAAUGGUGAGGAUUUUGACAGGAUUUUGACUGAGAAAUGCUAGAAUUUGCUCGUUUAGAAUGCCAAAACGCAACAACAGAGUUCCGAAAGAAUCUGAUAGAGAAAGAAGACCUCCAGAAUUGACGCUAGCAAGCUUUCUGAGCGGUUCCUUGGCUUCACAAACUUCAGUUGUUAGCGAAGGAGCUUCUUCCGCAGAUCAACUGGAUUUUGUAGGAACGAGGUCAACUUCAAAAGAGGAGGAAAAAACAAACGAAACUAUUGGAUUUGCCGUCAAACGCACAAAGAAAGGGAAGAUUCCAAUUUCGUACGAAAAUCGCGCCAAAGGGAAGAAGGUCACAGUUGUAAGUAACGUUACCGGCGAUCCUGGCAUUUUAUUACAAGAACUUAAGAAGAAAAUCGGAGCUGGUGGAGUCGUUAGAGGGGAGACUGUGGAGAUACAGGGAGAUCAUCAAGUUUUGGUGGAGAAGUUUUUAACUGGCCAUCCCUGUUUGAAAUAGAAGCCUUUAUUAGAGAGU